Messenger RNA from Aspergillus clavatus NRRL 1, 651 nucleotides. RefSeq lists its product as uncharacterized. The record is from RefSeq and is a predicted model, not a curated record. NCBI's taxonomy places the organism in Eukaryota, Fungi, Ascomycota, Eurotiomycetes, Eurotiales, Aspergillaceae. The transcript is spliced from 2 exons. Bases 1 to 651 code for a protein of 216 amino acids.
AUGUCCUCCGCCCCGGAACGCCUUGAACCGCCCCCGUACCCCAUAGCCAUUCGGGCUGAGAACAUCGCCCGCCACGAGACCGAGUUUACCGUCACCAAUCGCCCGGAACCAUGGCACAGUCUCGACUACUCCGUCGAGCACGAGGGUGUCACCCUGUUCACGGUCCAAGGCCAGCCCUGGAAACCGAACCAGACACGCAUGUUCUUCGACCGCUCGGGACUUCCGCUCUUCGAACUGCGGUGCCAAUGGUACGAUUCCUCCACGCUUUCUCUGCGACUUCCCGGUGGGGCGGAGUGUAUCCUCGAGGCGAAGCUGCGGGUUGCGAUGAAUGCGCCGCGGGCGGUGGUGACAUUUCGGAAUGCUGUGGCUCAGCGGGGAGGAUCGGAUGGAAGGAAUCCGGGGGAGGUUGUGUUGGAGGUGUACGGACAAGAUCUAUACAACGUGCUCCAGGUGGUGUUUGUGCAUAAUCGGAGCGUGGCAUACAUCCGCCGUGUGACGGACCGCAGUGUCCUUGGGCAGGGACAACGGCCGCCGUUUCGAUACCGGCCGAAGUGGACAGUGCGUGUGGCGGAGGGUGUUGAUAUAUUACUUAUAGCAGUUGUGGUGGUUAUUGUCGGUCAACGAGUUGGAACUGAGCUCAAUGAGAGUUGA